AUGUCUACCUUCGCCUUCUUAUUGCUCUGCGUCCAGGCUUGCCUGAUCCAGAAUGUGAUGAGCCAGUGUGGUUGUGGCGGUAUUGCCGCCGCUCCCGCCGCCAUUUCCUACGGCGGCUGCGGCGUGGGAUACGGUGCGGGUUACGGUGCGGGAUACGGUGCGGGAUACGGCGCCGCUGGCCAAGGAAACGUGGCCGUUGCCGGCAGCUUGGACGUGGCUGGUAACACGCUGGUCACAGGCGCGGUGCCAGUGCUCGGCUCUGUGUCGUACAGCGGCAGCGUGCCGGCUGCGGGCUCCGUCACCAUCUCGGGCACCUGCGGCUGCGGCUGCGGUUGCUGA
This is a messenger RNA of Pectinophora gossypiella (pink bollworm), 339 nucleotides long. RefSeq names its product chorion class A protein Ld2/Ld41-like. The record is from RefSeq and is a predicted model, not a curated record. Gene Ontology annotation, cellular component: egg chorion. Bases 1 to 339 code for a protein of 112 amino acids. NCBI's taxonomy places the organism in Eukaryota, Metazoa, Arthropoda, Insecta, Lepidoptera, Gelechiidae. Gene Ontology annotation, molecular function: structural constituent of egg chorion. The transcript is spliced from 2 exons. Gene Ontology annotation, biological process: chorion-containing eggshell formation; multicellular organism development.